CUCCCCGCGCCGGUGGAAUGAGUGCAGCAUGCAUCGGAGAGAAAUUCAACUGCGUGCACACAGAGACGAAGGCAACCCGCAAGGAUUAUAGCAACCGCACUUUCUGCACAUUUUUUGGACUAAGAGUAGCAGGGAAACAAGAAGACACGUGGGUUUCCAGUAGUGUGAUAUCCGGCUAGUUUGCGUUGCAAUGGAAUAUGCACAUCAAACGCUCUCAUCUAAGGAGACAGAUGAGGACAGGAUGAGUAAGACACCACCUAACAGAAGAGGAAUAACCUUUGAAGUAGGAGCGCAACUAGAGGCCAGAGACAGCCUCAAAAACUGGUAUGCUGCCAACAUAGAGAAGAUCGACUAUGACGACGAGAAGGUCCUGAUUCACUACCGUCAGUGGAGCCAUCGUUAUGACGAGUGGUUUGACUGGACCAGCCCCUACCUGAGGCCCGUGGAGAGGAUCCAGCUGAGGAGGCAGGGACUACAGGAUGACUGUCCUGUCCCUGUAAGCCAUGGAUUCCACGUGCAUGACAAGGUUCUAGCCAGUUGGUCUGAUUGCCGUUUCUACCCUGCCAAAGUGUUGUCAGUGAACAAAGAUGCAUCCUACACUGUCAAGUUUUAUGACGGAGUAGUCCAGACCGUAAAGGAGAUUCAUGUAAAGCCAUAUGUUAGAGGGCAAAGAGAAGUAGGAGGGAAGCCUGGAUCCGCUGACAGGAACAGAGCCAGAAAGCCCCGGAACAAGAGAGACAGGAGGCCUCAGGAGAACGGAGGCUUGAAGAGGAAGAGAGCCAGACGCAGCACUUCUGAUCAGGAAGACGACAGCAACACGGAGGACGAGGAUGAUGAGGAUGAGUGGGAGGAGAGAGAAGGAGAUGAGAGCUGCAAGAGGAAUGACAGUGACGAAGAUGGUACCAAAGAGAGAGAGGUUCCAGUGAAGCAGGAGGAGGGUGCCCAGGAAGCAGAACAGAACCACCUCAGGGAGCCAGCGAAAGAGACUGAGCACCUAAAUGGCGUGAAAGAAGAGGGGGAGAAUGGGCAAAGUGAAGGACAAUACAGUCAUCUUUUGAAUGGAGGAAUUAAGAAAGAGGAUGUCGAGAUGAUGUCUGAAAACAAACCCCAGAUUGAUGAAAGCUCGCAUGAUGAAACUAAGCCAUCCACUGAAUCACCCAAUCAGACAUCACAAACAGUGCCUGGCACUGUGGUAUCCAUUGCAUCCACCAAUGAAAACAAGGAACAGGAGGUAGCCACCCAACCAGACACCUCUAAAGCAGAGGUGCAACCAGCCCCGAUAGUAAAACCCGUUAGAAAGCAGGGGUUUCACAACCCCAACCGCUUCAGCAGGGAACCAUUGUACAGAGUCAUCAAAAACCAGCCUCCACCAGUCUUGUCCAUCAAUCUGGACCACAACCCAUUUAAAUGCAGCUCUCCAGGAUGCACUAAGUCCUUCCGCAAGGCCAAACUGCUGCACUACCAUAUGAAGUACUACCACGGGGAGGACCAGCCUCUGGAAGACCUCAGCCCCACCCGAAGUGUCCAGACCCGGGCCUCAGACAAGCAGACGUUCCCCAAUAACCUGGAGAGCCCCAAAAGGAGGCGCACCAUCUCUGCUUCAAUGUACUCCACAGUGCAUAAUCCCUACGUAGUUCCACCAUCUCCUCGCGGUGAGGUGAAGUCAGCGGGCCGGCGCACGUCAGCUCCCCCUGCUGUCACCACCCAGGGCCAGCAGCAGAGGGCGCUGCAGAGGGAGAAGAGCAAGGAGAAUCAGCUGGACAGGAACGGAUGUAAAUCACUGGAUGGCGAGAAGAGUGGUCUGGAUGUAGUGCUGGUGAAAGAAAGAGACAGACUUAAAGAUAAGAAACCAAAAGACUUCCUCCGCAUCAAGCUCAAGAAAAAGAAGAAGAAAAAGAAGUCUAAAUCUGAGCACACAGGUAGUGAGGAGAAUAUUGACAUCUCAAUAUUGGGUCUUCAGUCCAAAUUGAAUUUGCCUCUCAAAUUCCCCCUCUCACACAAUCACAAGUCUGAGGCAUACCUCUGCAGGCCAGGAUACAACCAGUCAGAGCAGAUUCACAUGAAUGAUGAGGAUAGUGUCAGUGAUUGGUCGACUGACAGCUGUGGGUGGAGUGAGGAGGAGUAUGGGGAGGAGUUGGAUGUUACUACGCCGCCACUGAGUCUGGACUCUGUUACCUUGGAAACAAGUGACCAGGAGAUAGUGCGCUGCAUCUGUGAGGUGGAAGAGGAGAAUGACUUCAUGAUACAGUGUGAGGAGUGUCUGUGCUGGCAGCAUGGCACCUGCAUGGGCCUGUUAGAGGAGAAUGUUCCAGAUAAGUAUGCCUGCUACAUCUGCAGAGACCCACCAGGUCAGAGGCAAAACCUGCGCUUCUGGUAUGACCGCGAUUGGUUGAGCAGCGGUCACAUGUACGGCCUGUCCUUCCUGGAGGAGAACUACUCCCACCAGAACUCCAAGAAGAUUGCUGCCACCCACCAGCUGCUGGGGGAUGUUCACCAUGUGGUGGAGGUGCUCAACGGACUCCAGCUCAAGAUGAGCGUCCUACAGAGCCAGACCCACCCAGACCUGCGUCUCUGGCGCCAGCCCUGGAAGCUCACAGAGAGGCCCUGGAAGAGGGGAGACUCGUAUUCGGGGACAGACACGGUGCCAUCUCCCAUGGCGACGGAGGAGGAUCGGGCCCACAGUGAGGUGUUGUCUGCCGCUCUGGAGAAGCUCAGCAGAGCCACCUCCUCCUCGUCCUCCUGCUCCUCGCCCUACCAGUCCUUCCAGGACUCUUACAUCAGCAGCGAGCACUGCUACCAGAAGCCGCGGGCUUACUACCCUGCUGUGGAGCAGAGGCUGGUGGUGGAGACCCGCCGGGGCUCGGAGCUGGAGGACAGCCUGAGGAGCACCGAGGACCUGCUGGAGAGGGAGCAGCGCUACGGGGGGCUCCUGGACACAGACAAGCCCAAAGCCCUCAACACCAUUACCAAGGCAUCAAACGGUAGUUGCUGGUCCCAGACGGAGGUGAAGCAGGAAGAGGGCGUGGUGUGUGGCGGGGGCGGGGCCCAGGACAGCAGUGGGCAGCGUCAGCAGUGGCAGAUCAACCUGCUGGACCACAUAGACGCGGUGCAGGACGACGUCACACACAGGAUGGACUUCAUCGAGAGGGAGCUCGAUGUGCUGGAGAGCUGGCUGGACUACACGGGAGAGCUGGAGCCCCCAGAGCCCCUGGCCCGGCUGCCUCAGCUCAAACAGCGAGUCAAGCAGCUGCUCGCCGAGCUGGGCAAGGUGCAGCAGAUCGCGCUGCGCUGCGCCACGUGAGGGCGCCAGAGAGCAGGGCCUCGGACCGCAGCGCCACCAUCCCACACACCGUGCUCAGCAACCAGACAAUGCAGAGGAAACCCUGAGAUGAACGUUCACUGGUCUGCGAUUACAAGGGUUGGAGGGAGGAGAUGCGUGGGGGGGGGA
Hypomesus transpacificus is the source of this 3448-nucleotide messenger RNA. It is a transcript of the gene phf20a, whose product is annotated as PHD finger protein 20, a. The transcript is spliced from 19 exons. NCBI's taxonomy places the organism in Eukaryota, Metazoa, Chordata, Actinopteri, Osmeriformes, Osmeridae. The record is from RefSeq and is a predicted model, not a curated record. Gene Ontology annotation, biological process: regulation of transcription by RNA polymerase II. Bases 191 to 3301 code for a protein of 1036 amino acids. Gene Ontology annotation, cellular component: nucleus; MLL1 complex; NSL complex.